AUGGUGAAGGCGGUCCAGAGUAAUGAACGUGUGGACUUGGACGCUUCAUAUCGUGGAGGCAGUUCUGACAGCGGCAGCGCUGGUGGCACGGGCAGCUGUAGCCACGGCACGACGUCCACGCAGGACGGUGCUGAUGAGGUUCUGCCGUUUAAUCCCGGUGGGAGGCUUGCGGAGUCGAAGGAUAGCGCUGAAUACGAGGAAUUCGACGAGAGCACUGGGGAUUCUAUGCCGAAGCGGCAGAAAAGGUCCUCUAUGGCGUGCGUGAGAUGCCGUAGACGCCAUGUGAAAUGCCCUGGGGGGAAUCCCUGCAGCCGCUGUGCAGCUGCUGGUAUCGCCUGUGAAUACAUAGAGGCCAAUAAGAAACUGAUUGUGUCGAUGAAGUAUCUGCAAAGGCUGCAGGAGAGUCUGGCGGAAAUGAAGAGAGAAAACGUUAAAUUACAAGCGGCAGUUACCAGUUUGGAGGCGGACACUGGGGUUUCAGAUAAGAAUAGCGAAUCAAAGGUUAGUGCUUCCAUCUUGAAUAGUAGCUCAAAGAAUGCUCACAAUGAUAUGGAUGACGCUAGGACGGUGGAAUUUGGAAAUAACACGGUUGAUAAUGGUACGGGGUAUAAUGGCUUUGGUAGUUCCUCAAAUGAAGACGAAACCGUGCCCAGUUUUGUACGUAGUGGUAGACUGGUUGAAUCACGUACCGGUCAGCGUUACUUUGUUGGGUCUUCAUCCAUGACUUUAUUCGGGUUAGAAAUUCAAUCACUAUUAUCGAAAUACACAUCGAAAAAGAAGAACGUAAAUGAGAGAGAUGAGACAAGCAAUGCUGAUGAUACAUCAAAUAAGGAUGUUCUGAAGUUAGAUGAUUCACAUUCUAACGGAUCGUUUAUUGCUCCUAUAAAUCAAGUUUUACAAGAGGAAGGGAAUGCUUACAAGAUCGUGCUUGCAAAGAAUGAGGAUAAUGACGAUAUUUCUGUUAAUUUUACACUACCAUCAUAUUCAUACGCGGUUUUUCUUGUGGAUACAUUCAUCACUUACAAUGAUGGUUGCUUCUAUUUUUUUAACGAAGGAAUGGUAAAACACGGUUUGAAAAUUGCUUAUGAAGACAAGACGUUGUACAACGAUCAUACUUUGCAAACCAUUUGGUUUUGCAAAGUUUUAUUAAUAUUUGCGAUUGGAGAGAUGUACCUAGGAACGUACAAUAAUGUUAAUGGCAGUAAGGUAUCAUUCAAAGAAACAGCCAAACUACCGGGGUCCGGAUUUUUCGAGGAUGCAUCACAAAUUUUUAGUUGCCUUUUCUCAAGCGGUAGAAUCGAAAAUGUCACAAAAGAAGGUGGAAUUGAAACCAUCCUAUUAUAUGCGUUUUAUUUACAGGUGGCCGAUUGUACCGUCGCAUCUUACUUCUAUUUUGGUCAAGCUCUGCGUGCUUGUUUGAUUCUUGGAAUGCACGUGGAUGCACAAAGAGAUUCCUUACAUCGGUUUGAGCUAGAACAUCGCUGUCGUUUAUGGUGGACUGUUUAUAUGUUCGAAAGAAUGCUCAGUAGUAAAGCUGGACUUCCUUUAAGUUUCACGGAUAACACGAUAUCUACCGAACUACCAGACGAUUUCGACAUGUCAAAUCCUCCACCAGGUUGCGAGCCGUACAUUUUCCCAGAGGCCGAAUAUAUUAAGAACUGUGUCAAGAUUGUACAGAUAAAUUCUCAAAUCUUAAACAGAUUGUACCAAAGGCAACCGACUUCCAACAUUUUGGAAACUUUAAAAAUGAGCGUGAAGCAACUGUUGCAAUGGAGGGCCAGUCUUUCUAGCUUUUUAAGCGUCGAUUUUUCCGUAAAAGAUCUUAAAAUAUCUCGCUUGUGUACCAAUAUGUUCACAGAGUAUUUUCAAGGGAUGAACCUAGCUAUAAGACCAUUAUUAUUCCAUUUCGCUUCCGUUCUUCUCAAAAAGUUUCAAAAAAGUAACACAUAUGUGGAUUUGCAAGACUAUUCAACAACUAUCUCCGCACUGUUGAAUUGCUCACUUCAAGCAUCUGUGAAUACUAUCCGAUCUCUCUGGUCUUUGAUGGAUCAAAACAUGGUUGCACUUUUUGGAUACAUGGACAGGGAAUAUCUGUUUACUUCGGCCUCUACCCUUGUCUUAUUCAACGCGGCAUUUGGAAUUCACGACCAAACGUACGAACAUUUGGACCACGCCUUGAAUAUAUUUACGAAAAUGAGAAAUCUAGGAAACAAUCCGGCUGGCCUACGAAGAACCCAGCUCUUGACGCUAAUGGCUAACCUUGAUUUUCAUGGUAUAAUGAAAGAUCUCAUCAUCAAGCAUAGAGACUUUCUUAAACCAGAUGCACAAUAUGAUGUUCACAAUUACAAGAACGUGAACAUUGUCUCUCAUACCAUGAUGGAUACAUCUUCAUUAUCGGAUAUUAUUAAUGCGACAUUAACGGAGUCGCUUCCGGCUGAUCCUACUAGAAAUGAGACAAAAAUUAUGGAAGAAAAUAAUCAUCAAUUGGAUCCGUUCAUCAUGGUUGAUAACAGCGAUUUAGAGAAGCUACUUGAUAAAGCUGAAAAAGUAGGUCAAAAUGAUGUGAAGCUAUGGAAAGAAAUUUCUGACCAGGCAAGAUGGCUAGGUGCUACAAUGGAUCCAACUGCAGCCGCGAAUAGUGAAUUAAACUUCGGAGAUGGAUUGUGA
Messenger RNA from Zygotorulaspora mrakii, 2667 nucleotides. It is a transcript of the gene PUT3, whose product is annotated as Put3p. Bases 1 to 2667 code for a protein of 888 amino acids. The transcript has a single exon. Gene Ontology annotation, molecular function: DNA binding; DNA-binding transcription factor activity, RNA polymerase II-specific; zinc ion binding. The record is from RefSeq and is a predicted model, not a curated record. Gene Ontology annotation, biological process: regulation of DNA-templated transcription; DNA-templated transcription. Lineage: Eukaryota; Fungi; Ascomycota; Saccharomycetes; Saccharomycetales; Saccharomycetaceae.